AUGGCUGACACCGUAGAAGAGAUAGAAUUAGAUUCUAUCGAUUCGGGGGACUGUGGCAGUGAUCACACAACCCAACACAGUAGCGAUGCAGGUGAUCAGGUUGGUUCAUCGUCCAACACAAAGAUUGCUGGUGGCAAAGUUAGUUUAUGUAGAACAACGCCACACACGCAGACGGGCAAACGAACCCAAAUGCUGAAAAUGUUGACACUGACAUUAGUUCCUAUCAUUGUGCUCGCCGCCUUAGCUAUCAUAGACCUCAGAGCUACCGUUAGACGAAACAUCGACGCCAUUGAGACACGACGAAAUGUACGCUUUAGUCGCCAAGUUGGCAGCCUCGUUCACAGCCUUCAAAUUGAACGCGACAUGACAGCACUUUACAUAAGUUCGUUGGAGCAGGCUCGUCCGAUGCCCGAAAGAAAGAUCGCGUUAAUUAGCACGUAUCCAGUAACAGACGAAGUGUUAGACAGCCUGAAUGACUGGCCUUCGUAUGGAACAAGGACAUAUCAGCGCUUCGAAAAUAAAGAAAAGUUUGCGAAGUCCCUGUUCGAAUAUCGACUGACUCUUGACAUUCACAACACCACCAUUUAUGAGGUAAUUGAUUUCUAUACAGAUGAAACUCAAAUAUUAAUCGAUUGGUUGUAUGAAGCUGUAGGUAAAUGUGAAGGUCAAGGGUUAUGGGAGACCCUGGUGGCCUAUCAAUUUCUUAUUGUUGGUAUGGAACAGAUUGGUAUUGAAAGAACACUGGGAGCAGUGUUUUAUACCCAUGGGGGAUUUACGCGAGAUGAAGACCAUCUUUGGUAUAUGCAGAAAUUUCAGGUCGGAGAACGGAAUAUAUGGAUGUCACAGAAAUACUCGCGUCUGAUAAGUGAAAUACUCAACAAAAAAGUACACGAGCUGGAUCACGAUUUUCGGGGCACUAUUGAGGAACUACGCGAGCCAAUCAGACUCAAUAACAAGUCCAGAAUCCCAUCUUGGCAAGACAGUUCUCAUUGGUUUGACAAUAUGACGCUGUAUAUAGAUACCUUGAGAGGUUGUCAAAAAAGAAUGGCUGACAUCAUAUUGAUAAAUCUGGAAACCCUUGUACACCGAGAUGAAGCUGAGCUUGGGGCCAGCAUUGGUACCAUGGCACUUGUUUUAAUCACAUGUAUAAUAAUAAUUAAGACUAUCGAGAAAUUGGCAAAUGACAUCCAAAACUAUGCUGUACUGUUAGCUGAACAGUCCCGAAGCGUGAUGAAACAACGGAAACAUACAAAGAUGCUGCGUUACCAGUUAUUACCGAAGUCAGUUGUAAUACAAUUGAACAGCAACAAGACUGUGAAUGCUGAGUUUUACUCAGAGGCAACGCUAUUCUUCUCAGAUAUGGUCGGAUUUACCCAACUCUGUGAAGAAAGUAGCCCAAGUCAGAUUGUUGAAAUAAUGAAUAAUGUCUACUUGCAUUUUGAUAGUCGUAUUAAGAAAUAUGAUACCCACACAGUGGAAGUGGUUGGCGACUGCUAUAUAGUCGUUUCAGGGAUCCCAAAUAGAAAUGGAAGUCGGCAUGCGAGUGAGAUAGCCAUCAUGGAAUUGGAUUUAGUUAAUUGUAUUAAGUAUAUGGUCGUGCCACACAAGCCAAGCACUAAGAUGGCUAUUCGAGUGGCAAACCGCAUCCACUUGAGUGAAGCCACUUUCAUGAUUCUUAAGAAGAUGUCUAUAUUUGCUUUGGCUGCUAGAGGUGACACUCUUAUCAAGGGGAGAGGUAUGAUGCCUACGUAUUGGUUACUAGGACAACAACUAGCGGUCGAAGAAGAACCAGACGAGUUUGAUGAUGAGGUGGUCAACUUGAACCCUAAUGAUAUUUCCAAGCAGCGACCUUCCUGUUCUAAACCAGAAGCAUGCCAUGAUUGGGCAGAUGAGUGUAUGACAGUGGGAGAGUUACAGUCAAACAAAGCGAAAAAUUCACCGCCAAAAGAGAUCGAGUGA
Messenger RNA from Saccoglossus kowalevskii, 1959 nucleotides. RefSeq lists its product as uncharacterized. Lineage: Eukaryota; Metazoa; Hemichordata; Enteropneusta; Harrimaniidae. The record is from RefSeq and is a predicted model, not a curated record.